UUUCGUUUAAUAAAUGUUGUUUUUCCGUUUUGGCAAAGAUUUAAACUAAAGACUGAUCAAAGGUCAUCUAAUUAUAGAACAUAAGAUUAAAAAUGCUCUAAUUUCAUAUCCGGACGUUGUGAGUAGUGUUAAAAAUGAAGUUUUCCGCAAAAAGACUUGGCAAACUGUUGCUGUUUUAUUCAAUUUUCUACACAAUUCUAGGUGUUUUCACCGCUACAAUGUUUGUAAUUUGUCUCAAAACCCUGGGUGAUAACGCCCCGAAAUGGCAACUGGAUCAGUCUUUGAUUGGAAGCAAUCCAGUUCUAAGUCUCAAACCAUCGUUUUCUGACAACAUAAUUGUGUACAAAACUAAUGAUUCAAGAGGGAUUUCUCUUUUAACACAACAAUUGGAUAUUUUUUUGGCUCCGUAUUUUCCCAAUAAAAAACACGAAAAUGUUCAAGAGUGUAAAAAUUCGCCUAAUGAAGGAAAAGUUUGUGAUUUUGUAAUCGAUGAACGUUUUAGUCCCUGUACUCGCCAAAUGAAUUACAGUUACGGAAGUUCUGAUAGAGGACCUUGCAUCUUCCUGAAACUGCAAAAAAUAUUUGGAUGGAAGCCUGAACUCUACAACAGCACUAAUUUACCAAAUGAAAUGCCACAAUAUCUACAACACUUGAUAAAGACUACUAGAAGACCAGACACUCUGAAUAAAAUUUGGUUAACUUGCGAACCACAAGAUCUGGAGGAUGCUGAAAAUAUUGGCCCUAGAAUGUUUUUUCCUGAAAUGGGUUUCCACGGAAAAUAUUUUCCAUUUAGGAACGCUGAAGGAUAUUUGAGCCCUGUGGUGGCGGUUUUUUUUGAACAACCCAAACGAGGUGUGUUGAUCAAAGUGGAGUGUAAAGUGUGGGCAAGAAAUAUUCACCACGAUCUGAAAAAUAACAAAGGAGUUAUCCGUUUUGGAUUAUUAAUAGACUAAAAUUAGAUUUUUGAAACACAAAAAAUGUAAAAAAAUAAUAGUGUAAUAAAAACUAAAAUUCUUGGCAAAAGUGUUUUGCACGCUUUAUUAUUAUCAGAAUUUCAGUUGUUACCGGUUUGGGCUUGCAAUGUCUGAGAUUAAAAAAAAAAACAUGUUCCGAUUGAAAGCACUCUAAUCUGGUUUUGAUCCGAUAUUUCUGAUAAAAAUAUUUGUAAUUUUUUUAAUUUGAUUAAUUUUUUGACAUUCAUAAAGUGGUGUUUGGGGGCAAAAACUAAAUGAAAAGGACUUUUUUAUCUAAUUGUUUGUUUUCACGUCAAAGCAAUUAAUAAUAGAGUGUUGACAAAGUCAAUAAAAAUGGCUUAAAAAUUAAUUUUAAGUAAAUUUUUGAUUAAAGUAGUGCGUAACUUUGAAUUAAGGUUGGCAACACUGAAUAAAAGACAGUAUUGCCAACUUAAUUUCAAAUAACAGGCCACUCUGAUAAAAAUUUAAUAUUUAUUAAAACAUUUUUCUAUUCUUUUGUAAAUAAACAACGAACAUGUCUAGACAUAUAAAGCACAGAUCAUUUUAUUUUUUGUUAUUCCAUAACACAAAUUAAUUAAGAAGUAAUUAGAUAAUUAAGUGUAUGUCAUGAA
Tribolium madens (black flour beetle) is the source of this 1585-nucleotide messenger RNA. Its product is annotated as sodium/potassium-transporting ATPase subunit beta-2-like. Gene Ontology annotation, molecular function: ATPase activator activity. NCBI's taxonomy places the organism in Eukaryota, Metazoa, Arthropoda, Insecta, Coleoptera, Tenebrionidae. The coding region runs from base 135 to 953 and encodes 272 amino acids. Gene Ontology annotation, biological process: sodium ion export across plasma membrane; intracellular sodium ion homeostasis; intracellular potassium ion homeostasis. Gene Ontology annotation, cellular component: sodium:potassium-exchanging ATPase complex. The transcript is spliced from 7 exons. The record is from RefSeq and is a predicted model, not a curated record.